Messenger RNA from Corylus avellana, 710 nucleotides. RefSeq names its product large ribosomal subunit protein eL27. Gene Ontology annotation, molecular function: structural constituent of ribosome. The record is from RefSeq and is a predicted model, not a curated record. Gene Ontology annotation, biological process: translation. Lineage: Eukaryota; Viridiplantae; Streptophyta; Magnoliopsida; Fagales; Betulaceae. Gene Ontology annotation, cellular component: ribosome.
AUCUUGCCUUCCCUUGGGGCUUUACAUCGCGGGGGCGAAAGUGCGAGAGACAGAGCGAGAAAAUGGUGAAAUUCCUGAAGCCAAAUAAGGUGGUGAUCCUCCUGCAGGGCCGCUAUGCGGGGCGCAAGGCGGUGAUCGUGAGGGCCUUUGACGAGGGCACGAGGGACCGUCCCUACGGCCACUGUUUGGUGGCGGGGAUAAGCAAGUACCCGAGCAAGGUCAUACGCAAGGAUUCGGCCAAGAAGACGGCCAAGAAGUCCCGCGUGAAAACCUUUGUGAAGCUCGUAAACUACCAGCACCUUAUGCCCACACGUUACACCCUCGAUGUCGACCUCAAGGAUGUCGUCUCCCUCGAGUGCCUCCAGUCCAGGGACAAGAAGGUCACCGCCGCCAAGGAUACCAAGAAGAGGUUGGAGGAUCGCUUCAAGUCUGGGAAGAACAGGUGGUUCUUUACCAAGCUGAGGUUCUGAGAAGGAUCUCUGCCGUUUUAAGAUUGUUCUAUUUCUGUUUGUUUCGUCUUUUCUUGUAUUUCUCUUCGUCUUCUUAACAAGACAGUUGUUAUUUUAUCAAGUAUCCUAGUACUUUCCGUUAGUGGCAAUUUUGGGUUUAGUAUGAAGUUUUAUGAACUGGUGUGAACCCGUUUGGAUGAGAUACAUGAUGGAUUUAUUUUGCUAUGUUGAGAUUAUACUAUUUUUAUGGGUUUUGUUUGA